This is a messenger RNA of Amblyraja radiata (thorny skate), 2416 nucleotides long. RefSeq names its product synthesis of cytochrome C oxidase 2 (gene sco2). Gene Ontology annotation, biological process: mitochondrial respiratory chain complex IV assembly. Bases 140 to 1357 code for a protein of 405 amino acids. The record is from RefSeq and is a predicted model, not a curated record. The transcript has 2 exons. NCBI's taxonomy places the organism in Eukaryota, Metazoa, Chordata, Chondrichthyes, Rajiformes, Rajidae.
CGUCGAUUGCGGAAACCCGGCUCGCGGGCCACAAGGACGAGAGUGGCGGGACUGGGGACCGAGGCCGCAGGGUGAUAGCAGCCAGCAGAACGAAGGUCGGGGACUGAACCUCGGAGUGUCCCGGAAAACGGAUGUGAAGAUGUGUGCAAGAUUGGGCACCUGCAUUUUACAGGGUCAACUUUUGGACAUUGGUCAAUUCCUGAAGUUAGCAGCUUUUCGUAUCGAGGUUGCAGGCAGAGAUGGCAAAGCGAUUUUGAGUAAUGCAAAACGUUUGAGUAAUGGACACUUAGGAACAAAAACGCAUGAUGUUAGCAUGGAAACAGAAUGGCCUUUACAGGCUAAAUCUAUUGUUAUCAACUGUAACCAUACGGUUUUGAAACACUUUGGUACAAACCUGCUUUCCUAUUCCUGUACUAAGAGAACCCAGCCAACUAAGAAAUCAUCUAUACUGCCACCUCAGAACACUGAAACUCUAGUGAACUAUUCAGGGAAAAGUGUCCCACUAUUAACAAUUCACAAAGCCUCACACCGUUGUUUGAAAGAGAAGCUUCAAUUUACAGCUGUACAGUUUUUGAGAACCAGCAGUAUAUUAAAUACCUGCCAUCUUGCUCGUGGAGUUAUGUCAGUAACACCAGGCAACUUCAUCCUAUUGACCCACAGAUCAUUCUCAAAGUUGUCUUCAGACAAAAAUUCGGGGAAAUCUGCCAAAAGCCAACAGAUAACACCGCAGAAAAAAAUUCUAGUGACUUGCCUCUUUGGAGCUGCUGUGAUGGGAUUUUGUUUCUAUGUUCACUUGGAAAAAAAGAAACAGGAGAAGUUGAAACGCCAUGAGCAGCUGAAGAAAUUGGUACUUGGUCAAGGUGAUUUCAACUUGCUAGAUCACACUGGAAGACCCAGAACCAAGAGUGAAUUCUUUGGCCAGUGGGUGCUGUUGUACUUUGGAUUCACUCAUUGCCCUGACAUCUGUCCUGAUGAGAUGGAGAAGAUGUCUAAUGCAAUACUCAUUUUGGACAUGGACAGAGCACUGCCACCUGUCCAACCUAUUUUCAUCACAGUGGAUCCAGAAAGAGACGGAGUGAAAGAGAUGGCAAAAUACAUCAAGGAUUUUCACACUCGUAUGAUUGGGUUAACUGGGACCCCAGAACAGAUCAAGGAACUGGGAAAGGCAUAUCGGGUGUAUUACAGUGCUGGUCCAAAGGAUGAAGAUAAUGACUACAUUGUGGAUCACACCAUUAUCAUUUAUCUUCUCAACCCUGAUGGACUUUUCAUCGAUUACUACAAUAGGAGCAAAACUGAUCAGGAAAUCGCUGAGAGUAUCCGAGGCCACAUGAAAACCCAUGUUCAACUGUUCAGUUGAAGAUAAAUGGGAGAUUAUUAGCAAAAGUUUGCACCAGAAUCAAUUAUUGGUGAGAAUUUGUUAUGUCUACCCAUGUCACAAAUCGAUCAGGACUUCUAAUAUUUUACGCAACACUUUUCCAAUUCUACCUACAUCUGAUCAAGUGGGAAGAUUUGGCAAUUUUUCCAAAUGAGUUGACAUAUCACGACAGUGAAUAACAAUUGUUCAUGUAAUGCACAUAAUCUGGAUAUUGAUUUAAAAUUAAUUCCAAGAUUUGUUUAGCAACCAGGAACACAAGUGACAGUCACUGCUGCUCACAGAAUGUUAGUGAAUAGAUGUGAUCAAUCACAUAACUUAUAAUUGCUUCAAAUAACUUUGUACUGUAGCAGAAUAUAAGUUUUUCAAAUUAUUGUUAUAAUGUAGACACCAAAUGAUUAAUAUUCACUUACCAAUUAUAUUGUCAAAACAAUUAUUUAAUAAUUUUAAUCAUUGCUGGCAUAAUUGGACAUGUUUAAUUCCCAGUGUUUAUAACUACUCAGUUCUUGUACUUUAUUUUGAAAAUGGGUCAUUAUUUCCUUUUAAUGGAAACCAGUCUGAAUACCAGAAGAGUUGAAACAAUAGAUCAGAAUUCCUAAUCAGAACAUACCUUAAAAACAGGCAGUUUAUUGUCAGUCAGAAACUAGAUAUUUUAAAUUUAGCAUAUCAAACAUCCAGUACAGAAAGAACCAAUUACACUUACUGCCUAUAUACACCCAUUUCAUGCAGGAUGACAGCUACUUUGUAACUUGAAAUUACUGACAAGUGAAAAUGGAGAUACAGGAGCAUGACACACCUGUGAAACCUAGCACAGGAGUCACACAUGUUAAAUUCAGUCUCUGUCUACCAGAUGGAGCUUUGGAUUUGAACCAGGAAAAUCAAAAAUGCAUAAUGUGAUAAACUGCAUAUAUAGAUUUGAGCAUGCUUCCUCGAGAAUGGAAUAUACUCCUGCCUUAACACAAUCCAAAUAUUGCAUUGUUUAAGAUAUUGUUUCAAUAAAUUAAGACAAUCCUGAACUUAAUAAAUUCAUAUUAUUGAUGCAAA